Messenger RNA from Rosa chinensis, 1971 nucleotides. RefSeq lists its product as uncharacterized. The coding region runs from base 1 to 1971 and encodes 656 amino acids. NCBI's taxonomy places the organism in Eukaryota, Viridiplantae, Streptophyta, Magnoliopsida, Rosales, Rosaceae. The transcript has a single exon. The record is from RefSeq and is a predicted model, not a curated record.
AUGGAAGAUAACGCCUUGUGGCCAAGACACUUUCUUGGUCUCAUAUUCCAGGUUUUGGCUGUGACGUACGUCUUUAUUAUGCAGUCAACUCGAGAAAACAAGCUAUGGUGGCCAACACUGUUGCUAAUUUUCCCAGGACUUGUAAAGUAUGGCGAGCGAACACGUGCUUUGUAUCUUGCCAGCUUAAGCAGUCUCAAGGACUCCAUACUUGCAGUACCGGACACUGGACCGGAUUAUGCAAAGUACAUGGAUGAGUACUCUUCAAGAAAAGCUGCCAAUCUUCCAAUUCAUAUACACACCGAAACAGGCCGUGGCCCAGAAUCCAAGAGUGAGACUUACCCUGAGGAAGAAGCAGGCGGCGACAAAAUUGAUAAUAUUGUUGUGGUGCGGCUUGCUCAUGAAUUCUUUAAAAUCUCCAUGGGUCUUAUUAUAGAUAUUGUUCUUGAUUUUCAUCAGCGCAAGCAGAGCCGUGCCUAUUUCGAUAAGAGAACAUCCGAAGCGGCUUAUACAUUGAUUGCAACAGAGCUCAACUUUAUGUAUGAAGCUCUUUACACCAAAGCUUAUGUGGUGCAUUAUGUGUGGGGAUACGUUUUAAGGGCUAUAUCAUUUGGAACGGUUUGUAUAGCCCUUGGUUUCUUCUAUAAGUUGGACAAGCAUGGCUUCCACAGGUUUGAUGUUAGAAAUACCUAUUCCUUGCUCUUGGGUGCAAUAGCCCUAGAUUCAAUAGCUAUUUCGAUGCUUAUCUUGUCUGAUUGGACUGUUGUAAUUAGCAAGUGUCGCCCAAAUUCUUGUUUAGCCACUAAUCUCAUGAACAAGCACCUCAAUUUGAAGAGAUCUUUAUGGUCUACCACUGAAAUACCAACGAAGUGUUUAGAGGGGACCAGGAAGAUUUUAUUUCAAAGAUGGUCUGAAUCUGUCUCUGCAUUCAGCUUUAUAGAUUAUUCUCUCCACGAAUAUGGAAGAGCACCACCUACAGUUAUGGACUAUGCAGGCUUUUUGGGCAUUAAAAUAAUCAGAUUCAUGGGUCUCAAGGAUAUUCGAGAUGAGAUCAAAUAUAGAACCAGCAAGAAACUCUCUGGGGAACUGUGGAAGUUCAUUUUUGAAGAGUUGAAAAGUAAAUCGGAGGAUGCAGUUGAUCCUCAAAAUGGCAGCAAAAUAUGUUCAGCAAGAGGGGAGUGGAUUCUUAAGGAGUACUACUAUGGGGAUGGCGGGCCACUGUUUAACAAUUUAAGAUCGCGAAUUUAUCUUGCAGGGGAGUGGAUUCUUAAGGAGUACUACUAUGUUACUUAUGACCGAAGCAUUCUGUUGUGGCACAUUGCAACCGAGUUGCGCUAUCACGAUGAGAAGCCUCAGAAUAGCAAUGCUGGUGAUCAUAAGAAUAGCAAUGCUGGUGGUGAUGAUGGUGAUCAUCGAGAGUUUAGUAAGACAUUGUCUGAUUAUAUGUUAUAUCUCUUAGUUAUGCAGCCUGAUUUGAUGUCUUCUGUAGCGGGAAUUGGUCAGAAAAGAUUUUCUGAUACUUUUGCAGAAGCCAAACAAUUCUUUGAAAAAAGGGCACUGGGAUCGGAUGAAACACUGGAAAAUGCUUGCAGAAAACUCCUCGAAGUAAAUACAGAAAUUAAACCUGUUGAUGUCAAAGGGAAUAGAAGCAAGUCUGUAUUGUUUGAUGCAUGUAUUCUGGCAAGGGAGCUGAAGAAUUUGAGAUGGAAAUUCAUAAGUGAAGUGUGGGUGGAAUUACUAUCAUAUGCUGCAAGUCAUUGCAGACCAAGUAGCCAUGCCCAAUUGCUGAGUAAAGGUGGAGAGCUUGUCACUUUUGUUUGGUUAUUAAUGGCUCAUUUUGGCAUAGCAGAGCAGUUCCAAGUGCAAGAGGACCAAGCAAGAGUAAAACUGACAGUUGGAAAGCCAGCGGAUGAAGUCUUUUAUUGGUCUGGUGAAAAGCCACCCGAGUCAAAAGCCACCGGGUCAAUUCAAUAA